Oppiella nova is the source of this 777-nucleotide messenger RNA. Lineage: Eukaryota; Metazoa; Arthropoda; Arachnida; Sarcoptiformes; Oppiidae. The record is from the annotation of a GenBank genome assembly.
UUACGAUAUCACGAGAGGUCUCAUCUGAAUCCCAAGACCUACUCGUGUGUGUGGCCGGGAUGUGAUUACAAGACACGUGACAGAAAUGGUCUCCCUUUGCAUAAUCGCAUUCACACGAAGACAACGCUAACCAAACCGCUUCCUCUUCGGUAUAAACCACAAAAGGAAUCAAUGAAUGACACGAAUGAUGACACACCAGACGCCACUUCAGAGGACACUUCGGGCGUACCUAUGGAUCAGAUAACACUCCGUAAACGUAUACGCGAGCAGUUCCAGAGGGGUGUUCCCGCGGGUCAGGCCUUUAAGAUUGUGAAAACUCUUUACGGAUCGAUCAUAAGUCGGAGUACUUUGCACAAGUGGUACCAAAGGUUCAAAUCAGGGAAUCUUAGUGUCGAAGAUGACUCCCGUUCGGGUCGACCCAAACAGACAGACCUAAGGGUUGCCAACAAAGAGGGAAAUCUGGUGUUUCGGUGCGAAUGGCCUGACUGUGGGUCAGAGUACUUGAGAAAAGAUCGUCUACAGCGCCAUAUGAUGGUCCACAUGAAUGUGAAGCCUUACCGGUGCGAGUGGCCCGGCUGUGACUACGCCAGUAUCGAGAAGUAUCAGCUCGAGUUACAUAAAACGAUUCACACGGGUAUUAAGAAAUAUGUCUGUCAUUGGCCUGAAUGCGACCGCAAGUUCGCCCGACCCGAUCACCUGAGACUGCAUACACUUUGGCACAACAACGAUAAGAAGUACCGGUGCCCGUGGCCCGGCUGUCCCUACCGGACUUGUUUC